CCAGUCGCCGUUCCCAAGAUGGCGGCGGCGCGAGCGGCCCCCGCGGCGGGCUGAGCGGAGGCGGAGCCGGCCCUCCCGCACCCCAGGGCUCCGGCCCCCCCGCCCGCCACGGCCAUGCGGGGCUCCGCGCACGGAUGAGAGAAGCCGCCGCCGCCGCCGCGCUGGUGCCCCCGCCCGCCUGCGCCGUCAGCCCCGCCGCCGCCAUGGAGGAGCCGCCGCCGCCGGAACCCGAGCCCGACCCCGAGCCCGACCCCGAGAGCCGCCGCGCGGCGAGGCCAGAGUGCACACUGGGAGAUUCGGCUAGCAAGAAUUCGGACUCUGACGUGGAGGAGUUUUCAGAUGAAACUAAUACAGAGAACCUUUUUGGCGCCUCUCCCCCCAGUACACCUCGGCAGAUGAAACGCCUGUCCACCAAACACCAGAGGAAUAAUGUAGGGAGGCCUGUCAGUCGCUCCAAUUUGAAAGAAAAAACAAAUGCAGUGACCCAGCCUUCACAUAAAGGCACUGGGAAAAUCGGGGAGAAAAAGACCCGAGCGGCCAUCAGGACGACAGAGCGCGACCAUAAGAAAAACGCGCAGUGCUCCUUCAUGUUGGACUCGGCGAGCGGCUCUCUGCCCAAAAAGCCGAUUCCAGACGUGGAUCUCAAUAAGCCUUACCUCAGCCUCGGCUGCAGCAACGCCAAGCUUCCCGUGUCUGUGCCCAUGCCGAUCGCGAGAACUGCACGCCAGACUUCCAGGACCGACUGUCCAGCAGAUCGCUUGAAGUUUUUUGAAACUUUACGACUUUUGCUAAAGCUUACCUCAGUCUCAAAGAAGAAGGACAGGGAGCAAAGAGGACAGGAAAAUACAUCUGCUUUCUCAUUCAACCGGUCGAAUGAGCUCAUCUGGUUAGAGCUACAAGCCUGGCAUGCGGGACGGACCAUUAACGACCAGGACCUCUUUUUAUAUACAGCCCGUCAAGCCAUACCAGAUAUUAUCAACGAAAUCCUUACUUUCAAAGUCAAUUAUGGGAGCAUUGCCUGUGUUAGAAACGGAGCUGGUUGCAAUGGUGCCCCGGUGGAAGGACAGUGCCCGGCCCCUCACGGAACGAGGAUUGUGGGUUAUCCCACUUACCAUGAGCAUCUCCAGCGCCAGAGGGUGUCAUUUGAGCAGGUAAAGCGGAUAAUGGAGCUGCUAGAGUACAUAGAAGCACUUUAUCCAUCGUUGCAGGCUCUUCAGAAGGACUAUGAAAAAUAUGCUGCAAGGGACUUCCAGGACAGAGUGCAGGCACUCUGCUUGUGGUUAAACAUCACAAAAGACUUAAAUCAGAAAUUAAGGAUUAUGGGCACUGUUUUGGGCAUCCAGAACUUAUCAGACAUUGGCUGGCCAGUGUUUGAAAUCUCUUCCCCUAGAUCGUCCAAAGGCAAUGAGCCAGAAGAUGAGGGAGAUGACACAGAAGGAGAACUGAGAGAGUUGGAAAGCAGCUCGGAUGAGAGUGAAGAACAGACCUCUGAGCCAAGGGCGCCACCAACCAGGCAGCCCCUUGACAACACUUUCUGCUUCCCGCCGCAGGACGGCCCCGCCAGGCGGCUGGAGCGGCUCGGAUCGGAGGAGGACGCUGUUGGCUGGGGAACGCCGGACUGCAGCACCGAGGCCGGCUGUAGCAGACAUUGUCUGACUUCUAUUUAUCGACCAUUUGUAGACAAAGCACUGAAGCAGAUGGGGCUGAGAAAGUUAAUUUUGAGACUUCACAAGCUGAUGGAUGGUUCCUUGCAAAGGGCACGGAUAGCACUGGGAAAGAGUGACCGUCCAGUAGAGCUUUCUCCUUUUUUGAGGAGCAUGUCCAGUUUUGGUCACUGGAUGUUGAAGAGAUGUGAGUUGCAGAGAGCUGUGAGAACGGUGAAAGGAAAGAGAGCACACUGCGUGUUUUCUGAGUUUCCAGACCCCAUGUGGGGCUCCGACUAUGUGCAGCUGUCCCGGUCGCCCGCUACUUCCGAGCAGGAGUGCAGCGCUGUGUCCUGGGCCGAGCUCGAGGCCAUGGACUUACCCUCCUUCGAACCUGCCUUCCUGGUCCUCUGCCGGGUCCUCCUGAAUGUCAUCCACGAAUGCCUCAAGUUGAGAUUGGAGCAGAGACCUGCGGGAGAGCCAUCUCUCUUGAGUAUUAAGCAGCUGGUCCGAGAGUGUAAGGAGGUGCUGAAGGGCGGCCUUCUGAUGAAGCAGUACUACCAGUUCAUGCUGCACGGUGUCCGGCACGGCCUGGAGAAGGCCGACUGCAACAUGGAUGCCUUCGAGGAGGACCUGCAGGAGAUGCUGAUGGUAUAUUUUGAUUACAUGAGAAGCUGGAUCCAAAUGCUACAGCAGUUACCUCAAGCAUCCCACAGUUUAAAAAAUCUGUUAGAAGAAGAAUGGAAUUUCACCAAAGAAAUAACCCAUUACAUCCGGGGAGGAGAGGCCCAGGCUGGGAAACUUUUCUGCGACAUUGCAGGGAUGCUGCUGAAAUCCACGGGCAGCUUCCUGGAGGUCGGCCUGCAGGAGAGCUGCGCUGAGUUCUGGACCAGUGCCGAUGACAGCAGUGCUUCAGAUGAAAUCAGGCGGUCUGUGGUGGAGAUCAGCCGGGCCCUCAAGGAGCUCUUCCACGAGGCCCGGGAGCGAGCCUCCAAGGCACUCGGCUUCGCCAAGAUGCUGAGGAAGGACCUGGAAAUAGCUGCCGAGUUCAUCCUUUCAGCCCCCAUUAGAGACCUUCUGGAGGUCCUGAAAUCAAAGCAGUACGUCAAAGUGCAGAUUCCUGGCUUAGAGAACCUGCAGGUGUUUGUCCCAGACACUGUCGCCAAGGAGAAGGGUUUUAUCCUGGCGUUACUUAACGCCGCCGCAGGAGGAAAGGACUGCUUAAAGGACACGGACUACGUGCUGCUGCUCGACACCCAUCUCCUCCUCACCAAGCACAGCGACCCCGCAGGCGACAGCUGGGCCACGUGGGGGUCGCAGCCUGUGAAAAUCGUGCCUCAGGUGGAGACGGUGGAGACCCUGAGAAGCAUGCAGGUGGAGAACCUUCUACUAGUUGUCAUGCAGUCUGCACAGCUCCUCAUCCAGAGGAAAGCCUUCCAGCAGUCCAUCGAGGGGCUCCUGACGCUGCGCCAGGAGCAGACGUCCAGCCAGCCCAUCAUCGCCAAGGCUCUGCAGCAGCUCAAGAAUGAUGCAUUAGAACUUUGCAACAGAAUAAGUGAUGCCAUUGACCGAGUGGACCACAUGUUCACUUCAGAAUUUGAUGCUGAAGUCGACGAAUCGGAAUCUGUCACGCUGCAGCAGUACCACCGAGAGGCCAUGAUUCAGGGCUACAAUUUUGGGUUCGAGUAUCAUAAAGAAGUUGUUCGUCUGAUGUCUGGAGAGUUUAGACAGAAGAUUGGAGACAAAUAUAUAAGCUUUGCCCGGAAAUGGAUGAAUUAUGUCCUGACUAAGUGUGAGAGUGGGAGAGGCACCAGACCCAGGUGGGCAACUCAAGGUUUUGACUUUCUGCAAGCCAUUGAACCUGCCUUCAUUUCAGCCUUACCAGAAGAUGACUUCUUGAGUUUACAAGCCUUGAUGAACGAAUGCAUUGGCCACGUGAUAGGAAAGCCGCACAGUCCUGUUACAGGUUUGUACCUUGCCAUUCAUCGGAACAGCCCCCGUCCUGUGAAGGUGCCGCGAUGCCACAGCGACCCUCCUAACCCCCACCUCAUCAUCCCCACUCCGGAGGGAUUCAGCACUCGGAGCGUGCCGGACGCGCGCAGCCACGGCCCCGGUGCAGGCGGCGACUCCGCGCCACCCAGACCCAACAGCAGUGCCCAUGACGCCAGGGGUUCCAGUGUCCCUGAAAACGACCGGCUGGCUUCCGUCGCAGCUGAGCUGCAGUUCAGGUCCCUGAGUCGCCACUCCAGCCCCACCGAGGAGCGAGAUGAACCGGCAUAUCCAAAAGGUGAUUCAAGUGGGUCGACCCGAAGAAGUUGGGAACUUCGGACGCUGAUCAGCCAGACGAAAGACACCGCUUCUAAACAAGGGCCCAUGGAAGCCAUCCAGAAGUCCGUCCGGCUGUUUGAAGAAAAGCGGUACCGAGAGAUGAGGAGGAAGAACAUCAUUGGUCAAGUGUGUGAUACCCCCAAAUCGUACGAUAACGUCAUGCAUGUUGGCCUGAGGAAGGUGACCUUCAAGUGGCAAAGAGGAAACAAAAUUGGAGAAGGGCAGUAUGGGAAGGUCUACACCUGCAUCAGCGUUGACACGGGCGAGCUGAUGGCCAUGAAGGAGAUCCGGUUUCAGCCCAACGACCACAAGACGAUCAAGGAAACCGCGGACGAGUUGAAGAUAUUCGAGGGCAUCAAGCACCCCAACCUGGUGCGCUACUUUGGAGUGGAGCUGCACAGGGAGGAGAUGUACAUCUUCAUGGAGUACUGCGACGAGGGCACGCUGGAGGAGGUGUCCCGGCUGGGCCUGCAGGAGCACGUCAUCCGGCUCUACUCCAAGCAGAUCGCCGUGGCCAUCAACGUGCUGCACGAGCACGGCAUAGUGCACCGCGACAUCAAAGGUGCCAAUAUCUUCCUUACCUCCUCGGGGCUGAUCAAGCUGGGAGACUUCGGGUGCUCAGUGAAGCUUAAAAACAACGCCCAGACCAUGCCUGGGGAAGUGAACAGCACGCUGGGGACCGCAGCGUACAUGGCUCCUGAAGUCAUCACUCGUGCGAAGGGAGAGGGUCACGGGCGUGCGGCCGACAUCUGGAGCCUUGGGUGUGUCGUCAUAGAGAUGGUGACUGGCAAGAGGCCUUGGCAUGAAUAUGAACACAACUUUCAGAUCAUGUAUAAAGUGGGCAUGGGGCACAAGCCCCCGAUCCCUGAGCGGCUGAGCCUGGAGGGAAAGGACUUCCUCUCCCACUGCCUGGAGAGCGAGCCGCGGCUGCGCUGGACGGCCAGCCAGCUCCUCGACCACUCCUUCGUCAAGGUUUGCACCGAUGAGGAAUGACGCGAAGCCGCCGUGGCUGGUGUGCGCUCGGAAGACGUCAUCGCUACUGUAUGUAACAUUUACAUGAAGGCUGUGCUGGGAGAGCGCGGCCUCCCGCCUCCGGCUGGGCUGCUCCUGCGGGGUCGACCUGGCGCGGGGCCUCCUGAGUGACAGUGUCCACGAGGAAAGAAGCUCCAUGUUAAGUGCCAUUUCUACUGUACACGGACCGCCGCCUCGUCCCCGCUCUUCGGGGACGGACCCGGGACGUCUGUAGUGCGCUGACCGCCCUGGUUCCGAGCAGGUCGCGGUCCCUAGUCCUGCCUGUUCUCGUCUGUCGAGUGCACUGACUGAACCUGCCCUGUGGGCGGCGGCGGCUACAGGUCUGUCAGCAAAAGGCUGAUGAAUGAAAUUGAAGAAAAAGGCUUUUUUUUCAAUAAAUGGUUUAUUUUAGGAAA
Molecule: messenger RNA, 5398 nt
Organism: Myotis myotis
Lineage: Eukaryota; Metazoa; Chordata; Mammalia; Chiroptera; Vespertilionidae
Gene: MAP3K4
Product: mitogen-activated protein kinase kinase kinase 4
Exons: 28
Coding region: 135-4964 (1609 amino acids)
Biological process (GO): MAPK cascade; protein phosphorylation
Molecular function (GO): protein kinase activity; ATP binding
Source: RefSeq, a predicted model, not a curated record